AUGUCUAUCAAACAUAUCUUUGAUGAUGCGAAUGGCCUCGUAGAGAAAGGUCUCUACGGUGUAGCUGCUACGAACCCUGCUCUUCGAGUGGAGAGAGAUGCUUCGCACGAUCGCAGCAAGGUGGCAAUUUUGGCUGGUGGUGGUGCCGGUCAUGAGCCGACCUUUGGCGGUAUGACGGGCCGUGGUAUGCUUUCUGUGGCUGUUUCGGGCGAUGUUUUCGCAUCGCCUAGCGCUGCGCAGAUUUGCAGUGGUGUUGACUUGGCCCCAACCGACAAGGGUAUCAUUGUGGUGGUGCUCAACUACACGGGUGACUGCUUGAACUUUGGUCUUGCCUCGGAGAAGGCUCGCUCGGCUUUCGCGUCCGAGGGUAAAGGCAAAGAAGUCGAGAUGGUCAUUGUCGGUGACGAUGUCUCCGUGGGCCGUAGCAAGGGUGGUCUUGUCGGCCGUCGUGGUCUGGCUGGUACGCCGUUUGUCGUCAAGGCCCUGGGUGCUGGAUCGGAGAACGGUAUGGACGUCAAGUCUCUCGCCAAGCUUGGCCGUACUAUGGUGAGCAACCUUGUGACUGUCGGCUCGUCGCUCGACCACUGCCACGUCCCUGGCCGCAGCACGGACGACGAGGAGCGUGGUGCGCUGGGUCCCAAGGCCGUGGAGAUCGGUAUGGGUAUUCACAAUGAGCCUGGUGUCAAGCACAUCGAGGAGAAGCCCUCGGCGGAUGACCUGAUCAAGGAGAUGCUGUCGCUCUUGCUUAAGGAAGACGACCCUGAACGCUCGUUUGUCAAAUUUGAGAAGGACGACGACCCAGUGCUGAUUAUUAACAACCUGGGUGGUAUGAGUGUGCUGGAGCUUACAGCUGUCACAUCCGUUGUCAAGGAGCAGCUGGCUCGUGACUGGAACCUCAAGCCGGUGCGCGUGUACUGCAGCACCUACACGACCUCGCUGAACGCUCCAGGCUUUGGUAUUACGCUUCUGAACCACAAGCGCGUCUCGAAGGAGGCGGGUGUCGAUGUGCUGGAGCUUAUUGAUGCUCCUACUGAUGCGCCUGGCUGGGCGGGUGUCGUCCAAGGCUGGAGCGACAAGCCCGUGCUUCUUUCGAACGACGAGCAGCUGAAGGAAAGUGAGAAGCUCGUCAACUCGAAGCGUGAAUCCGGCCACGCUGUGAGUGGCAGUCAGUCGGGUGGUAAGACCGCCACGUCGGGUCCGAAGAAUGGCGACGAGUCCAAGACCAAGAAAGUGGUUGAGAGUCUGUGCCAGGCUGUGAUUGAUGUCGAGCCGACGCUCACCAAGUACGACACCGUGGUGGGUGACGGUGACGCGGGUGAAACGCUGCGUCACGCCGCUGAGGCCAUCCAGAAGGCACUGAAAGACGGCAAGGUGAAGACUGACUAUGCUACAGCGACCGUGCUGAGCAUUACCGAAGUGCUUGAGUCGGUGAUGGGUGGUACCUCGGGUGCCAUCUACCAGAUCUACCUUACUGGUCUUGUGCAGGGUCUGCUUAAGAGCGGUGAAAAGACCAGCGAUGCUGCCAACGCGAAGCACUGGGGUGAAGCGGCUGUGCAUGCGCUGGAGAGCCUGGGUAAGUACACCCCAGCUCGCCCUGGUGAUCGCACGCUGGUGGAUGCCUUGGAUCCGUUCUGCCGUACGCUGCUCAAGGCAACCGAGGGCGGCAAGGGCGACAAGGAGGCGCUCGAGGAGGCCGUGAAGGCCGCCAAGGAGGGUGCCGAGCACACUCGUGAGCUGACUGCGCGUCUGGGUCGUGCUACGUACGUCGGUGAGACCUCGGAGAAGGUCCCUGACCCUGGUGCGUGGGGUGUGUGGGCCCUUGUAGAGGGUAUCCUCAAGGCGCUUUAA
Malassezia pachydermatis is the source of this 1848-nucleotide messenger RNA. RefSeq names its product dihydroxyacetone kinase. Gene Ontology annotation, molecular function: glycerone kinase activity; ATP binding. Lineage: Eukaryota; Fungi; Basidiomycota; Malasseziomycetes; Malasseziales; Malasseziaceae. Gene Ontology annotation, biological process: glycerol catabolic process. Bases 1 to 1848 code for a protein of 615 amino acids. Gene Ontology annotation, cellular component: cytosol. The record is from RefSeq and is a predicted model, not a curated record. The transcript has 2 exons.